AUGAGUUCUGGUGGGUAUGCCGUAGAAGUCACGGGCUUGUCUCCCAAAGCAACAGAGAAAGAUGUCCAUGACUUCUUCGCUUUCUCUGGUUCCAUCGACCAUGUCGAAAUCGUCAGAUCCGGUGAAUGUGCAUGUACUGCCUAUGUGACCUUCAAAGAUUCGUAUUCUCAGGAGACUGCUUGCUUGCUCAGUGGUGCCACAAUUAUUGAUCAAGCUGUUUGCAUAACCCGCUGGGGGCACUAUCAAGAUGAAUUUGAUUUUUGGAACAGGCCUAGGCAUGAAGAGGAAACUGAUUCAUCCCCUCCACAAGGAAGCCAGAAUGUUCCUAGUGCUGGAGAAGUAGUGACUAUGGCUCAGGAAGUAGUCAAGACCAUGCUGUCCAAGGGAUUUGUGCUGGGAAAGGAUGCAUUGGCCCAGGCGAAAUCAAUGGACGAGUCUCACCAAGUUUCGGCAACUGCAGCAGCUAGGGUGACUGAACUGAGUCAGAGAAUUGGCCUCGCUGAUAAGAUUUGUGCAGGGGUUGGAGCUGUUAAAUCCGUGGAUGAGAGGUAUCAUGUAUCAGAGAUCACCAAAUUGGCCAUGUCGGAGACAGGAAGAAAAGCAGCAGAAGCUGCAACUGCAGUGGUGAAUAGCAGCUACUUUUCUACGGGAGCUCUUUGGGUGUCAGAUGCUCUAAGCCGAGCAGCUAAAGCUGCUGCUGAUUUGGGCACUCAGAAUGUUAGGCAGUGA
This is a messenger RNA of Prunus armeniaca (apricot), 729 nucleotides long. The record is from the annotation of a GenBank genome assembly. NCBI's taxonomy places the organism in Eukaryota, Viridiplantae, Streptophyta, Magnoliopsida, Rosales, Rosaceae.